Messenger RNA from Cetraspora pellucida, 206 nucleotides. The record is from the annotation of a GenBank genome assembly. NCBI's taxonomy places the organism in Eukaryota, Fungi, Glomeromycota, Glomeromycetes, Diversisporales, Gigasporaceae.
UUUCUUAUAUUAAUCGACGUAGCACUAUUUGUAAGGCACUUAAUGAAUUAAAUAAUUACCCUUCUAACUCUAAAUGCCCAAGCAUCAAUAAGGUUGCUAAAAGUUUUGGAAUCCCAGAAGCUAUUCUUAGACAUGCCAUAAAAAAUGGCAACUCUCCUAACCGUUCAGGCCCACCAACUAUACUUACUGAGCAUGAGGAAAAUUAA